GUAGUGUUCGUUCGCGGGCCGCUUGGGAGGACGGAAAUGGCUUCACUCUCUGAGUAACUAGUGUGAGGAUGGGAGGUGCUGGACAGCGAGCGGUGGCCCCAUCGCGGUCGAAGGGAUCUGGGAACCCGGGGCGGCGGCGGCGGCAGCAGCAGCCGCUAGGGCAGCAAAAAUGCUCGGCCCCGCGGCCGGGGCCGUGCAGCAAAGAAAAGAAGAAAGUGAAUUGCAAACCUAAGAACCAGGAUGAACAAGAAAUCCCUUUCCGGCUCCGAGAGAUCAUGAAGAGCCGCGAGGAGAUGAAAAAACCCCUCAGUUUCAAGAAGAGAAAGAAGGAAGCCCAAGUGGCCUUCAAGAACACUCUGGAGAAAGAAGCAAAGGGAGUGGAGCCAGAUAUCAGGGUUCCCAAGUUCAAGCAGAGGAAGGGGGAGUCCGAUGGGGCUUAUAUCCAGCGCAUGGAACAGGAGACCCAGCACGUCCUGUUCCUCAGCAAGAACCAGACCAGCCGGCAGCCAGAGGUGCAGGCAGCUCCCAAGAAGGAGAAAUCUGAACGAAAAAAAGCGUUCCAGAAACGGCGACUGGAUAAAGCCCAGCAGAAGAAGGAGGAGAGGGCGGUGGAUAGGCUGGAGCAGGAGCUACUACAAGACACUGUGAAGUUUGGAGAAGUUGUCUUACAGCCUCCAGAGCUGACUGCCCAACCCAGGAGAAGCACAAGUAGAAGCCAGCCUGGAAAAAAGUCGCUGAUGCUGAAGAUGCUUUUGAACCCUGGCAGGAUGUCCCAGAAACCUCAGGGUGCCUCACUAGCCAGGCAGCGGAUCGUGGAGGAGGAGAGGGAACGGGUUGUGCAGGCCUACCGGGCCCUGAAGAAGCUGCGACAGCAGCAGGGGGUGUCACCACCACAGCCACUGGGCCACACUUCCUAGCGGAAGCCUGAGAUGCCUCUGUGAUGGAGAAACACAAGAGCCAGGUACUCCUGGAAACUGGCCACAGCUUGCCUCACCUGAACCAAGGGCAGAUGGCAGAUCCUUCUCCGGACAGUGACUGACACACCAGCUCUUAAUGUGGAAAGUCUUCAGAUCUUUUCUCUGGAUUAUUUCUCGUAAAGAUUGCUCUUUUCUAUGGACCACUGAGUGGGUAUAUCUCACACUGGGUUAUUCCCCAUAGAUUGGGACUAGUGUCUUGUUUCUGAGCCUAGCUUUAUUCUGUGGAAGAAAAGUCCAGGCUCGGGGAACCCAGUCCUGAAAUCCUGACUCUGAAUACUAGUUAAUUACUAAAACUGCUGACGUAGGUCAGUUCAUCAUUAAGAGGCUCCCUCAGGGUCAGCCCAAGCAGGGCCAGGCAGGGCAGGUCAGCAGGCCAGUGGAAGAACAGGCAUGUGGCAGGGUACAGUUGGUCCCUAGACCACCUACAGGACCCUAUUAGUGGCAGGAGAACCCUAGCACAAGUUGGACAAGGUCUGGGACUCACCUAACAGGUCUCUGGGCUAUGGGACAGCCAGGGAGGCCAGGGAUGGAGCCUCUCUGGAACUGGUUAGACCGCAGAACUGGCAAUAGCACUUGCACAGGGCAGGACUUCCCUGGCUUCGACCACCACUGCCAAGGGAGAGAGCACCUAGCCCUCAGCAUCAGGUGAAAGAAAACAUGGGUGUGGAUGUGAGGGCGAUCUGGCUGCGACAUCUGUCACCCCAUUGAUCGCCAGGGUUGAUCUGGCUGGCUAGGCGAGUGUCCCCUUCCUCCCUCAACGAUCCAUGUGCGUCCCUCCCGAAGCUGUGCACUCGGUUGAAGAGGACGACCACCCCCGAUAGAGGAGGACCGGUCCUCGGUCAAGGGUAUACGAGUAGCUGCGCUCCCCUGCUAGAACCUCCAAACAAGCUCUCAAGAAAACAUAGGUGUGAAGACUUUCAGCACCACAGACCUCCCCAGGAUCCUGCCACCACAAAGGUGCUCCCAAAGAUCUCAGCAAAUCCUGAAUCUGUCAGGAGCACUGUGAAGUGCCAGAGUUUUAUGUGCUCUUCUAAUCCCCUUCCCCCAAAUUUGCAUUUUGCAGAAUGAAGUUAACUAAGAUUUUUGUUAUUUUUGAAAUCAGGGCUGUAGCU
Molecule: messenger RNA, 2089 nt
Organism: Octodon degus (degu)
Lineage: Eukaryota; Metazoa; Chordata; Mammalia; Rodentia; Octodontidae
Gene: Ccdc137
Product: coiled-coil domain containing 137
Exons: 6
Coding region: 69-917 (282 amino acids)
Source: RefSeq, a predicted model, not a curated record